UUGAAGUGAUCAGUGCUUUUGGACUAUUGUCGCAGCAUCUAGAGUUUAUGGUUGGAACAAUGUUGGGGAAAUUGUGCAAUCUUCUUGUGAUCAGUGUUACUCUCUUCACGUGCUGCCUUGGGGUGGACGUGUCGGAUUUCAAGAGGAGUUUCUCCCUCGAUUGUGACUCUCAGUACAACCCUAUGUGCCUCAAAAUGGAUAUUGUCGCCUUUAUUGAACGUCUCUCGGCAAAUUCUGAACUUGUCCUCUCACCAAGUGUCUCUAUUGUCAAGGAUACCAAUGCUAAUGCCUCAAGGAAUGCCGAAAUAAUUUCUGAGCUUUCAAGGAGUUUUCCCAAUGAUCCUACAAAAAGGAUGGAUGGUUUCCUCUUCUCCAAAUUGAGUGAUUACCUUCAGUCUCAUACCCUGAGAUUUCGUCUCUGGGACAACAAAUCCAGCCUCGAAGACGCCAGGGAUGCCUUCACAGGACGCAAGGGAAAGAUCGGUGGAAAGAAAGGCGGCCUUGGAGGUCUUCUUGCGGCAGCAAUGAUGAUGAAAGGUACGAUGAUGGCUCUUGCGCUGGGAGCUUUGGCAGCACUGGCGGGCAAAGCUUUGAUGACUGGUAUGAUGGCAUUGAUGUUGUCUGCGAUCGUUGGUCUAAAGGCACUGGCAUCUGGCGGAAGCAAGUCCACAACUUAUGAGAUCGUUGCCAAACCCUAUUAUUCCAAUUCGCAUUCUUCAAGUCAUGAAGAACACCAUGCCGGUCAUGGUGGCGGAGGACACACAGGAUACGGAGGAUAUGGACGAUCAAUCAACCUGGUACUUCCAGAACACCUCAAGAAACCAUAAAGUUCCUCAGAAUAUACCAAAUCUUCCUAAAAGAAAAGUCCUCGUCCUAAUCACUACUUACACAUUUUCCCGCCAAAAUCACCAUCCUCUAAUUUAUUUAUUUAUUUUAGCAAAAAGAAACUUUUAUUUAUAUUGUACCUUACCGCAUACUCACAUGCAAAUACCAUGGUGAAUGCGAAAGAGAGAUUCACAAAAUAAAAAUGUGUUAAACUUAGGGAAUAAUUAUAAUUGCUAAAUAGUGCAUUUUUUGCGCAUGAAAGAGAGAAUAUUGUAAAUUAGAAUAACAAGAUAAUUUGUGACCCGUAAAAAUAACAAAAUGCUCCUACUAUUGUUAUUUAUAUUUCUUUCUACAAAAUAUAUUAUUAUAGAAUAAUAAAGUAAUUAUGCACACCAUGAGAAAAA
This is a messenger RNA of Phlebotomus papatasi, 1229 nucleotides long. RefSeq lists its product as uncharacterized. Bases 48 to 827 code for a protein of 259 amino acids. The transcript is spliced from 3 exons. The record is from RefSeq and is a predicted model, not a curated record. Lineage: Eukaryota; Metazoa; Arthropoda; Insecta; Diptera; Psychodidae.